This is a messenger RNA of Lentinula edodes (shiitake mushroom), 537 nucleotides long. RefSeq lists its product as uncharacterized. The record is from RefSeq and is a predicted model, not a curated record. The coding region runs from base 35 to 316 and encodes 93 amino acids. The transcript has 2 exons. NCBI's taxonomy places the organism in Eukaryota, Fungi, Basidiomycota, Agaricomycetes, Agaricales, Omphalotaceae.
CACUCACCUUGUAGGCUUGUACUGAUCUCUAGAGAUGUCGGUUUUCUUUUCCCUAACUUGUUUUAUGAUGUUUUAUUGCUUUAGCUUUAGGGACCAUUGCCCUUCAGCUCAACCAGUUGGCACCCGGAUCCGAUGUGGUGUGUUCAACAACUGGGAAUUGGGGGAGGGGAUGAAGGGCCAUUCAUUGACAAAGCACUUCAUUGGAAAGUACACCCCCAAUACUAUCCGAAGUGCAAUGUCUAGCCCAACACCGGCACAGCUACCAAAUGUCUGCAGAUUAUGCGGGCAGGUAUGUCAUUUCCUCGUAGUGGGAUAGCUUCCUGCCUUUCGCUGUGGCUACAGGACAUAGUUUCACUUCAGCUAUGAAAACAACAAUAAUGUUUGGGUAUAGUGUUCGGUACAUAUUUUAUGACAUUAAAACAAAAUGUCUAGAUGAUGUGAGACACUUCGAGCCUCGAGCUUCACUACGUACCCAAGGUGUAUAUCAUAUAUAGAUGAAUCUAUUCCCUUGCUACCUCGGGUUGUCCAUUAAUCUCC